GUUCCCGCCAUCUCCUUGGCCUACGAGGCGGCCGAGAGCGACAUCAUGAAACGGCAACCGCGGAACCCGCGGAGCGACAAGCUGGUCAACGAGCGGCUCAUCAGCAUGGCCUACGGCCAGAUCGGUCAGUGGUCACUCAUGACGUACGAGCAGCGCAAGGUGGUGGAGUUCACGUGCCACACGGCGUUCUUCGUCAGCAUCGUGGUGGUGCAGUGGGCCGACCUCAUCAUCUGCAAGACGCGGCGCAACUCCGUCUUCCAGCAGGGCAUGAAGAACAAAAUCCUGAUUUUCGGGCUCUUCGAGGAGACGGCGCUGGCCGCGUUCCUCUCCUACUGCCCCGGCAUGGACGUGGCGCUGCGCAUGUACCCCCUCAAGUGA
This is a messenger RNA of Pyrgilauda ruficollis (rufous-necked snowfinch), 378 nucleotides long. Its product is annotated as sodium/potassium-transporting ATPase subunit alpha-3-like. The annotation marks the transcript as partial. The transcript is spliced from 3 exons. Gene Ontology annotation, molecular function: P-type sodium:potassium-exchanging transporter activity. Gene Ontology annotation, biological process: intracellular sodium ion homeostasis; potassium ion import across plasma membrane; intracellular potassium ion homeostasis. The record is from RefSeq and is a predicted model, not a curated record. Lineage: Eukaryota; Metazoa; Chordata; Aves; Passeriformes; Passeridae.